AUCAUCACCAGUUUGACGUCCCGCAGCCUCAACCACCACCCACCGUCACGUCAAACCCGCCACGGAACAACCUACAUCCCGAAGCCCUCUCCAAUAACUCACAUCCAUCUCACAACAUCCAGACAACGACAAUGGAGAACGGAAACAUCAGCCAGGGCGAGGGCAAGGACCCCUCCAGCUUCCUCAGCGACAUCAUCGGCAACCCCGUCACCGUGAAGCUCAACUCGGGCGUCGUCUACAAGGGUGAACUUCAGUCUGUCGAUGGCUACAUGAACAUUGCGCUGGAGAAGACGGAGGAGUACGUCAACGGCACCAAGAGGCGGUCAUACGGCGACGCAUUUGUGAGAGGAAACAACGUCAUGUACAUCUCGGCAGACUCUUAG
Colletotrichum scovillei is the source of this 383-nucleotide messenger RNA. Its product is annotated as U6 snRNA-associated Sm-like protein LSm6. Bases 132 to 383 code for a protein of 83 amino acids. Gene Ontology annotation, molecular function: RNA binding. The transcript is spliced from 3 exons. Gene Ontology annotation, cellular component: sno(s)RNA-containing ribonucleoprotein complex; U4/U6 x U5 tri-snRNP complex; P-body. Gene Ontology annotation, biological process: maturation of SSU-rRNA; mRNA splicing, via spliceosome. The record is from RefSeq and is a predicted model, not a curated record. Lineage: Eukaryota; Fungi; Ascomycota; Sordariomycetes; Glomerellales; Glomerellaceae.